This is a messenger RNA of Oryza brachyantha (malo sina), 1410 nucleotides long. RefSeq names its product eyes absent homolog. The record is from RefSeq and is a predicted model, not a curated record. Bases 131 to 1177 code for a protein of 348 amino acids. Gene Ontology annotation, cellular component: nucleus. Gene Ontology annotation, biological process: positive regulation of DNA repair; multicellular organism development; cell differentiation. The transcript has 6 exons. NCBI's taxonomy places the organism in Eukaryota, Viridiplantae, Streptophyta, Magnoliopsida, Poales, Poaceae. Gene Ontology annotation, molecular function: protein tyrosine phosphatase activity.
AAAAUAACGGGUAGAUAAAAUAGAAAAUAGUUAUAUACAAGAAGAGCAUUUUGAUUUUAUUUUUCUUUUGUAUUGACACACGUAGAAUCGGUAAAAGAAUAAAAAGUUAAUUUGGGAUCAUUUGGCAUAUAUGUUGAGCUUGCUUGCAGCCUCUCAUCUCACUCGACUCGACUGUGUUUGCCUGCUCUUCCCCGUCUCCUCCUCCCUCCCUCCCGCCCGCGCGCCCACCACAAUCCGCCGCCGCCGUCCUGCUGCUCCCGCUCAUCCUCACCGGAGGAGUGAGAUGGACGAGGUUGUCUCCGCUUCCGCGGAUGCCGCGCGAGACGAGACUGUGUGUGUGUACAUAUGGGACAUGGACGAGACGCUUAUUCUGCUCAAGUCACUGCUGGAUGGCUCUUACGCCGGGGCCUUUGAUGGCCUCAAGGACCCUGAUAAGAGCAUUGACAUAGGGAAGAGGUGGGAGAAUCUCAUUCUCGAGCUCUGCGACGAGCACUUCUUCUAUGAGGAGAUUGAGAACUACAACGAACCCUUUCUAAGUGCUGUCAAAGAAUAUGAUGAUGGAAAAGAUUUGACAACAUAUGAUUUUGAAGCUGACUGCUUUAGUUCGCCUUAUGAUGAUCUGAAUAAAAGGAAGCUUGCUUACAGGCACCGUACUAUUGGAGAGAAGUAUACAAAGGGGUUGGAAAAAAUUCUGGACAACCACAUGAUCAAAGUCUGGAAUGAUUUGUAUAGUGCGACGGACAAAUACACUGAUGGUUGGCUUUCUUCAGCUCAUAAGUUGUUGGAAGAAGCAAUGGGUAAAUCAACAGUUGAGCCCACCGGCAAACAUGCAAGCAUCAAUUGCAUAGUUACAUCAGGAUCCCUGAUUCCAAGCCUUGCCAAAUGUUUGCUCUAUCGUCUCGAUGACGUGGUCGCAUUUGAGAAUGUCUACAGCUCCUGGGAAGUUGGGAAGCUGCAGUGCUUCAAAUGGAUCAAGGAGCGCUUUGAUGGUCCAAACGUCCGCUUCUGUGCCAUCGGAGACGGGCACGAAGAAUGCAGCGCUGCGCAGAUAAUGAAGUGGCCGUUCGUGAAGAUCGAGUUCCGCCCUGACGCCCCCCAUAGGUUCCCUGGACUGAACCUCCCAACCAUCCAUCGUGUGAUGGCUGCCGUUUAUGAUUCAUCAAGCAAUGAUGGUUGACCAACAGCCCCGUUGGUCCCCCUGUUUACCUCCGUCCUCCAAUAUAUGCCGGGCAUUUGCCAAUCGCCAUGGCCAUGGAGACCUUAUUUAAGGGAGAGAAGAAAAAAAAACUGUAAGCAGAGAGAGGGAGAGGGAGAGAGAUGUGAUGGGAAGGCAUAUUGCUGACCCUGGCUGGCUGGAGAAUCAGGAGGCUGGUGUGUGAUAAAUAAAGCGUCCGACUAGUUCCGGCAUCA